Molecule: messenger RNA, 1218 nt
Organism: Neurospora tetraspora
Lineage: Eukaryota; Fungi; Ascomycota; Sordariomycetes; Sordariales; Sordariaceae
Product: CRAL-TRIO domain-containing protein
Exons: 3
Coding region: 1-1218 (405 amino acids)
Source: RefSeq, a predicted model, not a curated record
AUGACGGGUUCAGUCGCCAAUGCCUCUGCCGCUAGCGGCACCGAAGUUGGAUACCCCAAUGGCCACCUUGGACACCUCAAGCCGGAAGAGCAGGAAGCGCUUGAAAGCUUCAAGACCUACCUGGCAGAAAAGGGAUAUUAUAAGCCGGGGCCGCCGGCUUCGCAUGACGAACAGACAUUGCUACGAUACUUGCGCGCCCGGAGAUGGAACGUGGUUGAUGCAUUCAAACAGUUCAAGGAGACGGAGGAUUGGCGCAAGGCGAACGACCUGAACGUUCUGUACGACACCAUCGACUUGGAGGCGUACGAGGCCAGCAGGCGGUUGUACCCUCAAUGGACGGGUAGAAGAGAUAGGAGAGGCAUCCCCCUCUACCUCUUCGAGAUCCGCCACCUCGACUCCAAGACCGUCUCGACCUACGAAAAAGCCGCCGAAACGAACCCCUCCAAGGCCGUCACCGACGGCCAGACCUCGCCCAAGCUCCUGCGCCUCUUCGCUUUGUACGAGAACCUCACCCGCUUCGCCCAGCCGCUGUGCACCGAGCUUCCCGACCGCGCGCACGCCACCACCACACCCAUCACCCUGUCCACCAACAUCGUCGACGUCUCUGGCGUCUCGCUCCGCCAGUUCUGGAACCUCAAGUCGCACAUGCAAGCGGCCUCGCAGCUAGCCACCGCGCACUACCCCGAAACCCUAGACCGCAUCUUCAUCAUCGGCGCGCCUUCCUACUUUAGUACGGUGUGGGGCUGGAUCAAGCGCUGGUUCGAUCCCAUCACCGUGUCCAAGAUUUUUAUUGUGUCGCCCUCAGAGGUGAAGGCGACGCUGGAGGAGUUUAUUGAUCCCAAGAAUAUUCCGAAGCAGUACGGUGGUGAGCUGGAGUUUACGUGGGGGGAUCAGCCGAAGACGGAUCCCUUCAUUAAGGAGACGGUGCGCUGGGAGAACGGGUUGAAGGAUUUCCCUGAGGGCCCCAAGUAUUGGAGGCCGACGGCUGAUGGAACGCGGAUGGAGUGUGUCGCGGUGGGGAGUGAGGGGGGCAAGCAGAGGAUGGUUAGUGUGGGAACUGUUGAGAGGAUUUGUAAUGUGAAGGAGGUGGAGAAGAAGGUUAACGGGGACGCUGAAACUUUGGCUGAGGAGGUCAAGGGGUUGAGUGUUGGUGAUGACGAGAAGAAGGAGGUUGUUGAGACGGGGGAGGGGGCUACGGUUCCUGCGGUCUCUGCUUAG